Messenger RNA from Eruca vesicaria subsp. sativa (arugula), 796 nucleotides. NCBI's taxonomy places the organism in Eukaryota, Viridiplantae, Streptophyta, Magnoliopsida, Brassicales, Brassicaceae. The record is from the annotation of a GenBank genome assembly.
CGUCUCUGAAACUUUGGAAUCGAAAUCCAGUUUCAGAAAUUGAAAUCUCGAAACGUAAGAAUUUAGGGGGAGGAAAUGGCGGCAGCGAAUCAGUCGUGUAUAUUCUGUCAGAUCAUACGCAAUCCAACCUCCACCACUCGUCUCCUUCACGCCGAUGAGAAGGUUGUUGCGUUUCAAGACAUCAGGCCCGCUGCUCAGAGGCACUACCUGGUAAUUCCAAAAGAACACAUUCCAACGGUUAGAGACCUUCAGAGAAGAGAUGAAGACUACUCAUUGGUAAGUCACAUGCUAAGUGUUGGAAAACAAUUGUUGCAGAAAGAUUCACCUCAAGCCUUACAUAGAUUUGGUUUCCACCAGCCACCUUUCAACAGUGUUGAUCAUCUCCAUCUCCAUUGUUUUGCAUUACCUUUUGUGCCCAGAUGGAAAGCUAUCAAGUACAAGUCUUUGGGACCAUUUGGUGGAUUUAUUGAAGCAGAGACCCUGCUGGCCAAGAUAAGGCCUCUUCAUUCAACGGUGUAACUUAGCCUGACUCACCUAACUUCAUUGUGGUGCUUCUCUUAGCUAAGCUUGUGCUUCUAUAUAGUAUUCUCUGUUCUUUUGCUGGCAAACCUGUUAUGCAAUGCCAAGGUAUUAUUGUGGAUUUUAUAUGGUAUAUUGGCAUGUCGAGUAAUUUUAUGUAGUUUCUGUCGCUGACCAAAUAGUUGUAAGCAGUGACUGACUCCAUUGUCAUUAUUUGCUAUACAUGAUUGUGAGAUGUGUAACAAAUAAAAGAUAUUUCUAUGGUGUAACAUUCUGG